AUGAAGAUCUCAGGCGUGCUAGGGGGGCUCCUCAUGCUUUUUGUGUCCAUUAAUGCUCUUGCUGAUUUGUCCGUCACCUGUUCCACCUCCUGGCUCCUGGUCAGAGUUAGGCGAGCGCCUAUAGUGCACGAUCUGCUGCCUCAGCCGGACGAGCUCUCCCUAGGCUACGGCUGCCCGGUGACCAUAACGGAGCCGGACUUCUUUGAGUUCCUGUAUCUUCUAACUUUUUGUGGUAUCAGGGUUCACGAAUUCCCAUUAGCAACUCUCAUUGAAAGUUCAAUCACAUAUGAUUCGGUGCGUUUAGAUUUCACUGGCCACAUCCCAGUAUCAUGCUACAUUCAAAGAACAUUUCCAAUAAAUUUUGUGAUGAAAAGACGUGAUAAUAGUCGUGAAGUCAGAAGACCAGUGGGACAGAAAUUGUCCUUGUCAUGUGAAGUUGAAGACUUGGAAAUCCUUCCUAGAGUGUUACCUAGGUGA
Sciurus carolinensis (gray squirrel) is the source of this 477-nucleotide messenger RNA. It is a transcript of the gene Oosp4a, whose product is annotated as oocyte secreted protein family member 4A. The record is from RefSeq and is a predicted model, not a curated record. Bases 1 to 477 code for a protein of 158 amino acids. NCBI's taxonomy places the organism in Eukaryota, Metazoa, Chordata, Mammalia, Rodentia, Sciuridae. The transcript has 4 exons.